This is a messenger RNA of Zea mays, 1351 nucleotides long. RefSeq lists its product as uncharacterized. The transcript is spliced from 2 exons. Bases 349 to 1167 code for a protein of 272 amino acids. The record is from RefSeq and is marked provisional. Lineage: Eukaryota; Viridiplantae; Streptophyta; Magnoliopsida; Poales; Poaceae.
AACGCAGGCGGGCGAGCGAGCGUGCGUACGCGCAGUCGCGUCUCACCUCGCUCGCAGACGCACGUUUUGCAAAUCUGCCCCGGCGGCGACGGCGACCCUCCCUCCCACUCGCUUUCCCCGCUCCCUCCUGGCCUGCCCAUAAAUAGCCCCCCGCCGAGGACACGGGACACAGCCCGUCCCCGUCGUGCUUCAAUUCGCCACUCUCCUGGCCCCUGCUGCCGUCGCCGGCUUCUACAGCUACUAGCAGCUCGGAGGACCGGGAGCAGCUCCCAACACCCGCGGAGCCAGCCAGCCGCUUGCGCUUGGACCCCCGAUCGAUCGUCUCGUCGCCGCCUGCCCGGGCGGCCGAUGGGGAGGGCGCCGUGCUGCGAGAAGGAGGGGCUGCGGCGGGGCGCGUGGAGCGCCGAGGAGGACCAGCGCCUGGUGGCCUACGUCCGGCAGAACGGCCACCCCAACUGGCGCGCGCUGCCACGCCAGGCCGGCCUGCUCCGCUGCGGCAAGAGCUGCCGCCUCCGCUGGAUCAACUACCUCCGCCCCGACAUCAAGCGCGGCAACUUCACCCCCGACGAGGAGGCCCUCAUCGUCCGCCUCCACCGCGAGCUCGGCAACAGGUGGUCAGCGAUCGCGGCGCAGCUGCCGGGGCGCACCGACAACGAGAUCAAGAACGUGUGGCACACCCACAUCAAGAAGCGCCUGGAGGACGGCCACGGGGAGGAGAAGAAGGCGCGCAAAGGCAAGCCCGCCGCCAAGAAGGCCGCCGACGCCGUGGGCCGCAGCAGCGAGCACGGGCCGUUCCUGACCGCGUCGCCGGGGCUGUCGAGCAGCGGCGUCACGUUCUCCGCCGCGGCGGACUCCGCCGCGGCCGUGUCGUCGUCGGCCGACAACGCGGCCACCACCAGCCACCACCCGCAGCAGGUCGGCGCCAGCAAGGCGGAGUCGUCGACGGAGUUGGACAGCGGCCUCAGCUCCGCCGAGUUCCCGCCCCUCGACGACAGCUUCUGGUCGUCGGCGGACGUCGUGGACAUGGGCCUCGGCGCCACGGACGAGGAGCUGGGCCUCGCGUGCCCGCCGCCGCUGUCGUCGUCGUCCACCAGGGACGAGGACAUGGAGUUCUGGCUCAACAUGCUGCUGGAGGCCGGCGACAUGAGGGACUUGAGCGUCUUGUAACUAGGAUGCAGGAUCGGAAGCCUCAGGCGCCUGCUAUAUCUGAGGACUAGAGCAUCGCAUCUUCUUUCUUUUUUCUUGUCAUCUUGUUGCCCUGUUUUCUGGUGAUGAGAAAAUGCUGAGAAACUCGGUCGGGUGAUUUUCACCUUCCGCACAAGAAAGAAUACUAGCAUCAACCAUUUUGUUC